AUAAUUACCUACCUCUCCCUCCUUCCCAAUCUUCCUCGUCGCGUCAGUGGUUCUAAUUUCUAAAUCCUCUGCGACCUUCAUGUGUUGGCCGGCAUGACAUAUAAAGAAUCGUAGAUUACUAUGGAGUAUAUUAAUAUAGAAUGGUGAUGUGGCAUACUUUGAUUGGCUUACAAAAACCUGGGUUUUUGGUGCUUCCACAUUAACAAGGGCUAAAUCUUUAGCGGAUGGGUACCGACCAAUUCCCACAGAAAUCUUUAGCGGGAAAUUUGAAUGAACCCUCAAUUGGCAGUGAUCAAAGCUGCCGGAUGGCGUCUAGUAAAGAGCAAUCUGCUCCGAGCAUGAAAGCGGAGGAGGCCGAGGAGGAAUUGAGCAGGGCAGCGAGCAACGCUGCAUCAGUAGAAGCCGAAGAGGACGAUGACGAGCACGACUCCAAAGAGAGGGUUCUUCAGAGAUACUUCCUUCAGGAAUGGAAGCUCGUAAAGCUCCUCCUCGACGACAUAGUUUCGCUCGGCCGGGUUUCUGAUAUCUCGUCAGUUCACAAGAUCCGAUCCAUUAUGGACAAGUAUCAGGAACAGGGUCAACUAGUAGAGCCUUAUCUAGAGAGCAUAGUUUCUCCUCUGAUGUCAAUUGUUCGUUCCAAAACGGCUGAACAAGGGGAAGCAUUGGAUGAAGUUCUUGAAGUCAUUAAACCUUUAUGCAUUAUCAUUUAUUGUCUGGUAACAGUAUGUGGAUAUAAGGCAGUUAUCAAAUUCUUCCCACACCAGGUUUCUGAUCUAGAACUUGCGGUCUCUCUGUUGGAGAAAUGCCACAGUACACAUUCAGCAACAUCAUUAAGGCAAGAAAGUACAGGAGAGAUGGAAGCAAAGUGUGUGAUACUGCUAUGGCUUUCCAUAUUAGUGUUGAUUCCCUUUGAUAUAUCAUCUGUGGAUACUAGUAUUACUGACAGUCAGUGUACAAGUACAAACGAACUACCUCCACUGGCACUGAGGAUCAUUGAAUGCUCUAAGGACUACCUUUCCAAUUCUGGCCCGAUGCGUACUAUAGCUGGGUUGCUGCUUUCUAAACUUCUAACACGCCCAGAUAUGUUGAAGGCCUUUAACGGCUUUAUUGUUUGGACACAUGAUGUCAUCUCAUCUGUUGCAAAUGAUGUUAAUGAUCACUUCCAGUUGUUGGGUACGAUAGAAGCAUUGGCUACCAUAUUUAAGACUGGGAGUGCACAACUAUUGCUUAAUGUAGUUCCCACAGUUUGGGAAGACACAACAGCUCUGGUGGGGUCCAGCAAUGCAGCAAGAAGUCCAUUGCUUCGCAAGUAUCUUGUAAAGCUAGCUCAAAGAAUAUCGCUUACAUGUUUGCCUCACCGUUCUCAAUCAUGGCGCUAUGUGGGCAGGAAGCAAACUCUGGGGGUGAUAUCCCAAGACUUGACCAGAAUUGAUAAAAAUGAUGAAAUUGAAAAUAUAGAUCCUUCAGAAUUAUAUCAGCAGGAGGAUAUGGAUGUUCCUGAGAUAGUUGAAGAGAUUAUCGAUGUUUUGUUGUGUUCACUGAAAGAUACGGACACGGUUGUUCGUUGGUCUGCUGCAAAAGGUAUUGGUCGCGUUUCUUCACGCUUAACUUAUGCACUUUGUGAUGAAGUUCUUUCAUCUGUACUGGAACUCUUUUCUCCCAGUGAGGGGGAUGGUUCUUGGCAUGGAGGUUGUUUGGCACUGGCUGAGUUAGCACGUAGAGGAUUGCUCUUACCCAUCAGCUUUUCCAAAGUUGUGCCUGUUGUAGUGAAGGCCUUGCAUUAUGAUGUUCGAAGGGGUCCACAUAGCAUUGGGUCGCAUGUACGUGAUGCUGCUGCAUAUGUUUGCUGGGCAUUCGGUCGUGCUUAUAAUCAUAAAGAUAUGAAAGGUUUACUCGUACAGAUUGCUCCACAUCUUCUGACGGUGGCUUGUUACGACCGAGAGGUGAAUUGCAGAAGAGCAGCAGCAGCAGCUUUUCAAGAAAAUGUUGGUAGACAAGGAAAUUACCCACAUGGCAUUGAUAUAGUGAAUACAGCUGACUACUUUGCACUCUCCUCACGUGUAUACUCUUACCUUCACGUUUCAGUCAGUAUCGCUGUAUAUAAUGGAUACCUACACUCUUUUGUAGAUGAGUUGCUUCAUAACAAGAUCUGUCACUGGGACAAAAGUUUGAGAGAACUUGCUGGGAACGCCCUCUCUUCUCUUGUCAAGUAUGACCCUGAAUACUUUGUGGAAGCUAUUCUAAAGAACUUAAUCCCUCGCACACUGUCUACUGAUUUAUGCAUGCGUCAUGGUGCAACCUUAGCUCUUGGAGAAGUCAUUUUGGCCCUGCACAAGUGUGGCUAUAGGCUUUCAUCUGAUCUCCAGAAACAAGUUGCCAGUGUGAUUCCUGCAAUUGAGAAAGCAAGGCUUUAUCGUGGGAAAGGCGGAGAGAUAAUGCGUUUUGCAGUUUCACGUUUCAUAGAGUGCAUUUCUUCAGUGCAUGUGCAUUUGACCGGCACAACAAAACGUAGUCUGCUUGAUACCCUGAAUGACAAUUUGAAGCACCCGAAUUCUCAGAUACAGGGUGCUUCUGUUGCUGCCCUGAAGAGCUUCAUCCCUGCUUACCUAGUGGCGAAAGAAAAUAAACCAUCAAUUGACAUUCUGAAGAAGUACCUUGAACAACUGACUGAACCUAAUGCAGCUGCUAGACGAGGAUCCGCACUUGCAGUUGGUGUAUUGCCUUUUGAAUGUUUGGCUAAAGGAUGGAAAAUUGUCCUCUCAAAGCUUUCCCGCGCUUGUGAGAUUGAGGAGAAUCCUGAAGAUAGGGAUGCAGAAGCACGGGUGAAUGCCGUGAAGGGACUUGUAUUAGCAUGCCAAACAUUAACUCAGGCCGAACAACUUUCUGCUUUCUUCUCUGAAGAAGAUUACGAUUCUUUGUUUUCUGUCAUCAAGAACGAAGUGAUACAAAGUUUGCUCAGAGCUCUAGAUGAUUAUUCCGUGGAUAAUAGAGGUGAUGUGGGUUCCUGGGUUCGUGAAGCUGCCAUUGAAGGUCUUGAGAAGUGCUCAUAUAUUUUAUGCAAGAGAGGCUCCAAGGGGACAUUAUAUUUUGAUGAAGAUCUUGCAACUUGCAUAGUUGGAGGCAUUGUUAAGCAAGCAACAGAAAAGUUGAAUAAAUUAAGAGAAUUAGCUGGAAAUACUCUUCAAAGAAUUUUGUACAACAAAGAAAUUUUUGUACCAUUCAUACCUUAUAGGGAGAGACUGGAGAAUGUGGUUCCUAAUGACACAGAUCUAAAAUGGGGGGUGCCGGCUUUCUCAUAUCCUCGUUUCAUUCAGUUACUUGGGAUUGAUUGCUACAGUAAAUAUGUGGUCUCUGGGCUGGUUAUUUCUAUUGGUGGUUUGCAAGACUCUUUGAGGAAAGCAACCAUUGCUGCUUUAAUGGAUUAUCUUCAAUCACCAGAAGACCACAAUGGUUCUAGAGAGCAGAGCUUGUCUAAUGACAUUCUCUGGGUUCUUCAGGCAUAUAAAAGAUGUGAUAGGGUUAUAACACCGACGCUGAAGACUAUUGAGAUUCUACUGAGCAAAAAGAUAUUCCUAAACAUGGAGGCACAUACUUCUGUCUUCUGUGCCGCUAUUUUGGAUUCUCUUUGUGCGGAAUUGAAAGGAUCAAAGGACUUCUCUAAGUUGAACGCUGGAAUUGCAAUUCUUGGAUAUAUUGCUUCACUUUUAGAGCCUAUUGGUACCCAGGCUUUUAGCCAGCUACUGGUUUUCCUCGGUCACCGUUACCCAAAGAUAAGGAAAGGCGGUGCUGAACAAGUAUAUCUUGUUCUCCUGCAAAACACGAGUAUUGUAUCAGAAGAUAAAGUUGAGAAAGCGCUUGAAAUUAUAUCUGAAACCUGCUGGGAAGGUGAUAUUGGGGAAGCUAGAGCCAGGAGGAUGCAGCUUUGUACUAUAGCUGGCAUUGAAACUGGACAGGUAAAUGAUGGCUUGGUCCGCAAGUCUAAGUCUGCUGAAAAACUGACCAAUGCAGAUGAAAAUAGAUCCUACUCGUCUCUAGUUGGAUCCGCUGGGUUUUAGCCUCAUAGGCCAAGAGAGACCGUACGAUUGUGUCUCGACUCUACCAUUUGGACUAUCCAGAUCUUCCAACAAGUGAUCUGUAGCCACCUGAUCAUUAGACAUGUGAGCUAUGUUGAAGUGAUGUUUAAGAUGCACUGAGAAACUGGGCCUGGUUUUAGUCCUCAUGUUCAUGAAAGAUGUCGCCUUGUUUCAUAGUCAACCCAUGUGAAGAGACGGUUUAAAAUCUCAUAUGUGGUUAUCACCAGAUUUGCUUCAAGAAAGGAGUCCCUUGCCACAAUGCCACUUGAGAAUAGCUCAAGUUAUCGGAUGUGAGUUUUAUAUCCUCAACAAGUGACAGGUCCGGUCCCCAUGAACCAAAAGUCAUGUUAGUAUUGUGUAACUUUUUCGAUUGAGUAGAGGACUAGAGGGACCGGGGAAGAUAGUUAUGUUUAUGCAAUAUACAACUUCAAUUUAAAUGUAGAUCUAUAUAAUGAGACCUGUUUAUAUUUUUUAAAAAGUAACUACUUGGUUUAACUGAACUUAUGAACUUAUCAUAGAUAGCAUGUAGGAUGAUGCAGCUAGUUAAUCCCUUUUUGGCAACUUGAAAAAAGACUUCAUUGGUUAAAUAGAAC
Cuscuta epithymum is the source of this 4666-nucleotide messenger RNA. The record is from the annotation of a GenBank genome assembly. Lineage: Eukaryota; Viridiplantae; Streptophyta; Magnoliopsida; Solanales; Convolvulaceae.